Molecule: messenger RNA, 3411 nt
Organism: Helicoverpa armigera (cotton bollworm)
Lineage: Eukaryota; Metazoa; Arthropoda; Insecta; Lepidoptera; Noctuidae
Gene: Rab30
Product: ras-related protein Rab-30
Exons: 4
Coding region: 281-889 (202 amino acids)
Biological process (GO): vesicle-mediated transport
Cellular component (GO): Golgi cisterna; trans-Golgi network
Molecular function (GO): GTPase activity; GTP binding
Source: RefSeq, a predicted model, not a curated record
AGAAUUCGAUAUUUUUUGCCUGACCGACGUCGAUAUUUUCGCUCUUGGAGUUUUCUUUCCAUUGUUUUGGAUAAAGAGUUGAUUUGACAAUUGACAGUCUGAUUUCGCUAUCUAAUCUAUAAUGAACGUGUGAUCGUAAAAUAAUCAUGUUGAUAAAAUAUCAGUGAUUUAUCGGUAUGGAAUAAACGUUCGAUUCAUCAAAGCGUAACAGUGAGAGGAGAAGAUUAUUAAAUAAAAAAUCUAUUUUUUUUCCUGCGUCAAAUGUUAUUUGGUGUUCAUUAUGGAGGAUUAUAAGUUUCUAUUUAAAGUAGUGUUAGUUGGUAAUGCGGGCGUUGGGAAAACAUGUUUGGUGCGUCGUUUUACUCAAGGCCUCUUCCCACCUGGGCAAGGUGCUACAAUUGGUGUUGAUUUCAUGAUUAAAACUGUUGAAGUUGACGGUGAGAAAGUGAAGUUACAAAUAUGGGACACUGCCGGUCAAGAGAGGUUCCGUUCAAUAACCCAGAGCUACUACAGGUCUGCACACGCCCUUAUAUUGGUGUAUGACAUAUCGUGCCAGCCAACAUUUGACUGCUUGCCGGACUGGCUCAGAGAAAUUGAGGAGUAUGCCAACAAUAAGGUUCUUAGGAUAUUAGUUGGUAAUAAAACUGACAGAGAAGACAGAGAGAUUCCGAGGCAUAUUGGGGAGGAUUUCGCUCAGCGCCAUGGCAUGUACUUCCUGGAGACUUCUGCAAAAGAGGCCGAGAAUGUCGAGCGAUUGUUCAUGGAGAUAGCUGUUGAACUAAUGGAACAAGCUAAGUGCAAGGAGUUGCCGAAAUAUGAUGGCAGCUUAGGACCGAUCAACGGGAAGACAACGUCGGUAGGCGACAGUUCAUGUUGUCUACGUUCGUAAAUAUUACGAAUUUAUCUCAUUGAUAUUAUUAGCUGUUAACAUUGCGGUGUUUUUGAAAAGAUGGUUUUUAUGUAGAUUGCAUAGGUAAGCUUGUCAUUUCUCUGUUUCUUAAAAUGCGUUUCUAUGUGCGCUGAACAACAAUUAAAAUAAUAUUAUGUAUAACAAGUUAACAUGCAGAUUUUACUAAUUCGUUUUCGGCACAGGCUUGAAAUUUAUCUAGACCUUUAUGUAUUUCUUUUAGUAUAACAUCGGCAAUAGCGCGCUUCACUUAAGUAUAAUAGUAGUACAUAUUUAAUGGUAUAAUUUAGAACUAGUUACCAUUUAAGAUGAAGGAAUUGAUAUUUGUUGUAAACAAAAUAUAUUAUUGAUUAUAAUUUUGUGAUAGUCGUUGUGUUUUUUACUUUUUUUAUUCUUGCCAACGAACGAAGGACUGAUGAGAUUUUUUAUAUGUAUAUUUUGAUUAAAUCUUUUCAAAAAUGCUGCAUACAUGUCGUGUAUUUCGUAGAACGGAGGUCAUUCCACUUGCUUUUAAGUGCUGUGCCGUUGUCACAAUGUCAUGACGUCGUGGUCAUAUUGUCAUUCGUCAGUCACUCAUUUGUGUCAAUUCGUAGAUGUAGUGUAUCGGUACCAUUAUAUUGCAUAUCAAGUGUUAAUUCUAUUUAUAAUGUAAAAAUGAGACCAACUAUAGGUUUACUCGAUUCAAUGUACAUACAUACAUAAUUUUCAUGUGACGAUGGCGAAGAUUAUGUACUUUUUAACAAAUGAUUGAUACAUAACCAUGAGUCCCAACAAAAAAAAAAUAGUUUAGAAGGUCCCUUAGCAAAAUUUGGCGCCACUUUAAUAUCAGUUUAACAGGGUUGGGCACAAAGAACCACGCCUAACUUAGUCGAUUGAAAUCGAUAAAGGUAAUUACAUCGACGAUUGAUUUAUAUCUUUUGAAUACUGAUGAGUUUAACUACGUUUAACAUUGUUUUUUGUAUGAAUAAUAGUAGCGUGAAUUUAAUUGGUUUAAAUUACAGAACAUGGUCAUGUAAGGGGUAGUUAGUGGUAAUUGCGAGUUGUAAAUCAAUUAUCUGUCAAGAAUGUUGCUGGUCUUCGCCGGUAACGUCAAAACUGUCAUGACAUUGUCCCAAUGUAAUCAAGUUAUACAAUUUUGCUGUUUGCAACUUUUGUUACUAUUGUAAACUUUAGUGUUACCCUUGAUGAUUUGUAAAAAUGUUGUAAAACGAAUAUUUGAUGUUUUAUGAUUCAGAAUUUCUUUGUAGGUUUGUUUGUAAUAAUUCGCCAUUAAUGACAUUUAUAGAUUACGAAUAGCAGUAAAUGAACCUACAGUAACAUUAUUUAACCAGUAUUUUGCUUGUACUUAUGAAGUAUUAUUUUUUACUAAGACUAUUUUAGCGCAUUUUUACAAAUAUCUAUGGGUUUAACAGAUUGACUUCGGAAUGGUUAACUAGAUAAUGUAGGUUAAUAUUACUGAAAUACUAUUUUGUAGACAAUUGAAUAGCAUUAGUGUACACUUAAAAUAGUAAAAGUACGAACUGAAGGUAAUCGCAGGAAUUACAGAAUUGGAGACUGUUUUUUAUGCAGGUCAUAUGCAUUUUUGGAUGAAACUGAAGUCAAGGCACGAUUUCGUUUUUGUUUUUACUACUGUAAAUGUUCAAUAGGCAGCUGCAAUUCUGUUAAGAACUAAUAUACUCAUCAUGCAAGAAUUUGUGACUAACGUUGUCGUUACUUCAAUUUAAAUUCUCUAGACAGGCAUUUCGUGAUUCAACUAAACCUUAACAGAUAAAAUUGAAAACGUUAAUAGGUGUAAGGGAUAUUUUUAUUACAUUCCUCAUAGUAAGUUCACUAGGAUGUCUACUAUUAGUAACAGGUCGUUCUUAUGGUAAUGGUGGUAGGGAAGAAUGGUAAUGUGAUCUCAUUGAAACAUGAAUAGUUUCUUUAAAAAACUUAUUUUUAUUAUGGAUCCAUUUAUCAUUAUAUAUAUGUUAAUUUUGCUACAAUAUACUUAAGCUACAUAAUAGUGUUUUAGUAAAUUGUUAAUUUUAACUUAGUGUUAAAAAAUAAUAUUUAUUAUUUUUUGUUGUAGGUGCCUAUUGUGGAAUUUUAUAUGUUAAAACAUUUUUUAUACCUAACAUCACACUAACCAUAUAAUGCACAUAUACGUGGUUUUCAAAGAAUGUUAUUAUUAUAGUUAAAUAUUUCAUGUUGUUCGUAAUUUUGUGCAAUAUAAAGUUUAUUUUUGUCGGCCACACUUGCCAAGUUGACAACGCUAAUUUUAAAUAUAUUUUUACCUGUGUUAUAAAUUGCAUAUGUUUUAUGCUUAUUUGUAAUGUUGAAUUCAUCUAAUACAGUUUAAAGUUGGUUUGUGGCUGGUUGCACUAUUAUUGGAUCUGAAAUAUGUAAUUGAAUAAAUGUUUCCCAUAUUACAUUGAUUAUAAAUAUAUUGAAAUUAAUCCUCACCAAAGAAAUUGAAUUAUUGUAAUACUCUGAUUAUAAUAAAUGAUCACUUUGGAUAUAAA